AUGUCGGACGACUCACAAAUGUCCACCUCCACGCCUGUGUCUGCUGAACAAUCCCAGAGCAUUGCCGCCGCCCCUGCCGGUCCCCGUAGCGGCCGCGGUAUACAGCUCACAGCACGGCAAGAGGCCAUGCUCAUCGAGCUUUGCGAGCAACAAAAUGUGAGGGGUCGCUACGCUGAUGAACCGAAAGCGUUCUGGCGUUGGAUCUCCAACACUUUCAAGCAUCAUACUGGCCGUGACUAUUCCUGGCAGUCCUGUCGCCGUCGCAUGACCAAGUUUGAAGACGAGGCCCGUCCUCAGAACCCUCACGCUCCCUCGCCCAUCUCAUCCGUCGAAGCUGAGCCCUCUAGAGUUGAGCAGUCAGAAACCACCCCUGAGUACGACGAGGCCAGCGACGAGAGUGGCCAUGGCCACGACGAAGAGGAUGAUGACCUUCCACCAGUCUCAGUUUCUGUUGUCAGAAGCACUAAUCCUCCCGCCGGGCAUGAUCGUGAGAACGAUGCCGAUCUUCUCCAUUAUAAGCGUACCAUCAAUGAGGCUGUUAGAAACUUGGGGAUACUCCUGAGCUGUUACGGCCACAAGCUCAUCGAGGACAAGAAUGACCUGCGCAACCUUUACAACACACUUGAGCGCUUCGAUGAUGAUUUCAAUAAGGCACUGAAGAAGGAUAAGCGUGGGCAGGAGGAAGGCGGUCGGUGA
Penicillium subrubescens is the source of this 696-nucleotide messenger RNA. RefSeq lists its product as uncharacterized. The coding region runs from base 1 to 696 and encodes 231 amino acids. The transcript has a single exon. NCBI's taxonomy places the organism in Eukaryota, Fungi, Ascomycota, Eurotiomycetes, Eurotiales, Aspergillaceae. The record is from RefSeq and is a predicted model, not a curated record.